AUGUCCUGGCAAGCUUAUGUCGACAACAAUCUCAUCGGCACCGGAAAGGUGUCGAAGGCCGCCAUCCUCGGUCUUGCAGGAGGCGUUUGGGCAUCAUCUCCUGGCUACACUUUGUCGUCAGAUGAACAGAAAGCCAUUAUAGCUAGCUUCGCCAGCCCCGGAACCGCCCAAGCGAGUGGUAUUCGUCUGGCUGGCCAGAAGUUCUUCACGCUCCAGGCGAACGAACGUAGUAUAUACGGGAAGAAGGCGGCUGAUGGAUGUGUACUCGUGAAGACGAAGCAGGCGGUACUGGUCACGGAGUACGUCGCUCCUUUGCAAGCACCAGAGGCAACGCCGAUUGUUGAGAGUCUCGCCGAUUACCUGAUUGGGGUUGGAUAUUAG
Messenger RNA from Fibroporia radiculosa, 381 nucleotides. RefSeq lists its product as uncharacterized. The transcript is spliced from 4 exons. Gene Ontology annotation, molecular function: actin monomer binding. Gene Ontology annotation, cellular component: cell cortex. Lineage: Eukaryota; Fungi; Basidiomycota; Agaricomycetes; Polyporales; Fibroporiaceae. The record is from RefSeq and is a predicted model, not a curated record. Bases 1 to 381 code for a protein of 126 amino acids.